AUGAUGCUUAAUCCUCAAGUACCGACCUCUUCAGCAAAUGUCAAUGCUGCGCAAGCUGCUAAUCAAAUGCUACAGCAAGCAGGGCUGACUAUCAGUGCAUCCGGCCAAAUAAUGCAGUCGAAGAAGUGGAGACGAGAUGAGCGGCGUCAACGCGAGUUGGAGCAGCGGCUGGCCCUAGCUUUAACCACUUCGCAUCUGACUUCUGACGCUUUGGCGAAUCCACUCUGGAAAGAGCUUUUAGAAGCUGCACAGCCCAAGUUCACGUUCAAUGAAGAUCCACAAUAUUUUGAACAGGUCAGUUUGAUAAUGUCUGGCCAAGACCGCUGUUUAUCACUACAUUUUUUCUCAAAACCCGUUGCCCCAUCACUCCUUGAACUAAGGCAUAAUUGCUUCCUAAGCUUAAUUCAAUUUUGAAA
Molecule: messenger RNA, 416 nt
Organism: Strongylus vulgaris
Lineage: Eukaryota; Metazoa; Nematoda; Chromadorea; Rhabditida; Strongylidae
Source: the annotation of a GenBank genome assembly